This is a messenger RNA of Manihot esculenta (cassava), 2542 nucleotides long. Its product is annotated as BTB/POZ domain-containing protein At5g66560. Bases 382 to 2352 code for a protein of 656 amino acids. The record is from RefSeq and is a predicted model, not a curated record. Lineage: Eukaryota; Viridiplantae; Streptophyta; Magnoliopsida; Malpighiales; Euphorbiaceae. Gene Ontology annotation, molecular function: protein binding. The transcript is spliced from 4 exons.
AGAGAGAGAGAGAGAGAGAGAGAGAGGGGGAAAGGCAGGGAAAGAGAGGGUUGAGUGCAGUGCAGUAGUUGAGAGUGUGAUACGAUUUCAAAGAAAGCAAAAGAAAAGAGAUAAUUUAUUGAUCCACUUUUUUGAAAUCUGUUGAAGCUUUUAUUUGUCCGUUUUGAGUUUAUAUUUGGAUGCUCAGACUCUCUCUUCCUCGAGAAACAGUGUGCUAGAAAGAGAAGCAAAGACCUCUCUUUUUUAGCUUCUUUCAAGUGAAUAGUUAAUAUCACCCCCCACUAAAGACUCCUACUCUUGUCCUCUGUACUCAACUCAUGGAUCUAGCUUUAACUCUCCAUAAAAGAGUCUAAACAGGAACACAUUUUCUUUACAAGAAAAAUGGCAGCUGAGAAGCCCAGCUCCAAGGGGCAAGCCUGGUUUUGCACAACUGGGUUGCCGAGUGACGUUGUAAUAGAGGUGGAAGAUAUGACCUUUCAUCUUCACAAGUUUCCUUUGAUGUCAAAAAGUCGAAAGCUUCACCAACUAAUAACCGAGCAAGAGACAAACCCAACAUCCAUAGUAGAAAGAGAAGGAGAAGAGCAAGAACCUGGAGGAGAUGAAAUCGAGGAAGCUCAUUGUCAGAUUUCGCUCCCGGAUUUCCCGGGCGGCUCCGAGACUUUCGAGGCGGCCGUGAAGUUCUGCUACGGUGUCAAGGUGGACCUCACUUCUUCCACCGUCGCUCCUCUUCGCUGCGCCGGAGAGUUUCUCGAAAUGACGGAAGAGUAUUCAGAAGACAAUCUAAUUUCCAGAACAGAACGGUUUCUCUCUCAAUCUGUGCUGAAGAGUCUCAAGGAGUCGAUAAAAGCAUUAAAAUCGUGCGAGAAAGUAAUGCCUCUUGCAGAGAGCUUAGGCAUUGCUCAGCGUUGCAUCGAUUCCAUUGCUUCUAGAGCCUCCUCCACCGAUCCGACACUUUUUGGCUGGCCGGUUAGCGAUGGAGCUAAUGAGAAUAGAGCCACAUCCAAUCAGGCCUUAUGGAAUGGGAUUGAAUCAGCGGUGCGUAGAAAAGGGGCCGCCUCUGCCUCCACCGCAGCUGCCCCUGUCGGUAGAGGUACUAAUGCGGAUUCAUGGUUUGAACAUUUAGCGCUUUUGAGCUUGCGUUUGUUUCAGAGAUUAAUUCUUGCCAUGAGAGAGCGAGAUUUGAGUCCAGACGUUAUAGAGAGCUGCUUAAUGUACUAUGCCAAGAAGCACAUUCCAGGAAUUUCGAGAUUAAACCGGAAGCCAUCAUCGUCUUCCUCUACAACCUCAGAGAGCGAGCAGAGAGAGUUAUUAGAGAAAAUAGUUUCAAAUCUUCCACUGGAGAAAAGCUCUCGAUCUUCAACGACAACAAGGUUUCUGUUCGGCUUAUUAAGAACAGCAAACAUAUUAAAUGCAUCCGAAUCGUGUCGCUCCGCAUUGGAGAAGAAGAUCGGGUCACAACUGGAGCAAGCUACACUUGAUGAUCUACUGAUUCCUAGCUAUUCAUAUCUUAACGAGACUUUAUAUGAUGUUGAUUGCUUGGAGAGAAUCUUAAGCUACUUCUUGGAUGGAAUGGAAGAGAGAAAUACAGCUGUAAUUGAAGCGGAGGAGGACGGUGAUCGCAACGUGAGAUCGCCUACUUUCAUGCUCGUCGGAAAAUUAAUCGACGGUUAUCUGGCUGAGAUUGCCUCUGAUGCUAAUCUAAAACCUGACAGAUUCUACAAUCUGGCAAUCUCCUUACCGGAGCAAGCUAGGCUUUUUGACGAUGGUCUCUACAGAGCCGUCGACGUCUACCUGAAGGCGCAUCCAUGGAUAUCAGAGGCAGAGCGGGAGAAAAUUUGUGGAGUGAUGGACUGCCAAAAGCUAACUUUAGAGGCAUGCACGCACGCGGCGCAGAAUGAGCGGCUUCCGCUGCGGACGGUGGUUCAAGUUUUGUUUUUCGAGCAGUUACAACUCCGCCAUGCGAUCGCCGGAACAUUGAUUGCGGCAGAUGCAGCGCAACAGGAUUCCGCUAGGCCGUCAUUGCUGAGACGGGAACAGGAAGGCGUUGAAGAGGGAGCAGUCUCGGCUGGUGCAACGGCGGCAAUAGAGGAGGCACAGGACAGCAGCAAUACGUGGAGGGCAGCAGUGAGAGAGAAUCAGGUGCUGCGACUAGACAUGGAUAGCAUGAGAACGCGGGUGCAUCAGCUGGAAAGAGAAUGUUCCACAAUGAAGAAAGUGAUUGAAAAAAUUGAUAAAGUGAACCCACGUGGGUGGAAGCGGUUCGGGUGCAAGUUCAAGACUCAAGUGUGUGAUUCUCAUGAACAAACGGUGGUAAAUGCUAGGAAAGGAAGGCACCAUCAUCACCAACAAUAGGCCUUCCCUUACGUGAACAGAGAACACGACAUGUCGUUAAUUGUUAUAUUGUCUCGUUUGAGUUGACCCAUUUUCAUUGUGUAGACGAUUAUCCAGAUUUGUUACGCCUGCCUGGUAAGCACCACAUGUAAUUUACUGCCACGUAAGCAUUCUGGAAAAAUAAAAAUAAAAGGUGAAAUUAUUAUUUGCU